AUGAAGUCUGCUCUUCUCGCCGUGGCUGCCACGGCCCUGCUCGGCAACGCUGCUGCCAAUGGUGUCCACGACCGCCACCAGGCCUUCCACAACCGCCGCAACGCCCUCGAGCUCCGCAACGAUGAUGGCGAGAUCUGCGGCUGCACCACCUACGUGACCACCAUCACCGGCCCGGCCACCAUCCAGCCCACUCCCGAGACCUCCAUCCCCGUGGCUUCUCCCUCGAGCCCGGCUGGUGUUCCCUCGGCCCCUGCUGGCUCUCCUUCGAGCCCGGCUGGCACCCCCUCGGCUCCCGCUGGCUCCCCCUCCAGCUCCCACGUCGAUGGUGUUCCCGGCAGCACUCCCGCCGCCAGCCCCAGCAAGCCUGCUACGCCUGAGGUUCCGGCUCCCACGCCUGUCGUGACCACGUACGCCACCCCUGGCACGUACACCAUCCCGGCUACCACCAUCACCGUCCACGACACCACCACUGUCUGCGGUGCUACCACCACCAGCCUGACCCCUGGUGUCAACACCUACGGUGGUGUGAUCACUUCGGUCGUCACCGCGACCACCAUCACCUGCCCGUACGCCACCGUCGAGACGGCCGAGUCCACGACCACCAGCGUCAUCAGGACCACCACCUACACUUGCCCGGCCGGCGGCGAGUACACCAUCGUUCCUCCCUACACCACCAGCGUUCCCGAGGGCACCGUGACUCACUUCCCCACCCCCGCCACCUACACGCCUGGCACCUACACGGCUCCUGAGCAGACCGUCACCAUCACCAAGACCAACGAUGUCUACGUCUGCCCCGCUGCCACUCCUCUCGGCGGUGCUCCCAGCGGCAGCUCCCCUGCCACUGCUACCCCCACCAGCGUCGUUGAUGGCGUUGUUGGCAACCCCUCCAGCACCCCGGCCCCGGCCUCCAGCACUCCCGCUGGCGCUGUUGGCACCCCUUCGGCUUCCACCCCGGCUGCUUCCUCCACCCCGGCCUCUUCCACCCCGGUCAAGGGCGCUGGCGGCUUCACUCACAACGGCAACCAGUGGGCCAUGACCUACACCCCCUACAGCUCCGACGGCAGCUGCCGCGACGCGUCCGGCGUGCUUUCGGACCUGAAGGACAUCAAGAGCAAGGGUUUCACCACCAUCCGUCUCUACGCCACCGACUGCGACGGCCUCAAGACCGUUGGUGAUGCUUGCGAGGAGGUUGGUCUGCGCAUGAUCAUUGGUAUCUUCGUCAAGGAGACUGGCCUCAGCGGCUCCGACGUCUCUGAGCAGGUCACCGACAUCAUCGAGUGGGGUACUUCCGGCAAGUGGAGCCUUGUUGACCUCGUUGUCGUUGGUAACGAGGCUGUCUUCAACGGCUACUGCACUGCCUCCGAGCUCGCCAGCUUCAUCAGCAGCUUCAAGUCCAAGAUCACCAGCGCCGGCCUGUCCCUCACCAAGAUCACCACCACUGAGACCCUCAACAUCCUCCAGGGCUCUGACUUCUCUGCUCUGUGCGAUGUCAUUGAUGUCAUUGGUGUCAACGUCCAGCCCUACUUCAACUCCGAGUGCACUGCCGACAAGGCCGGUGACUUCGUCGUCUCCCAGAUGGAGCUCGCCAAGAAGGCUUGCCCCAACAUUCCUGACGUCCUGAACCUCGAGUCCGGCUGGCCCCACCAGGGUAGCGCCAACGGUGCCGCUUCCGCCUCCGGCGACGAGCAGGCCACCGCCAUCAAGUCCAUCAUCGAGAAGGCCGGUACCAACUCCGUCAUCUUCUCGUACGGUGACGACGGCUGGAAGAGCGCCGGCCAGUUCGGCGUCGAGCAGUACUUCGGCUGCGCCAGCCAGUUCGAGCUCAUUUCCGGCACCCUCACGAUCGGCGGUCUGUCCCUGUCCGUCGACAUCGGCUCGGACGGCAUUGACGUCGACCUUGACCUCAACCUCUAA
Lasiodiplodia theobromae is the source of this 1914-nucleotide messenger RNA. RefSeq names its product Beta-glucosidase 5. Lineage: Eukaryota; Fungi; Ascomycota; Dothideomycetes; Botryosphaeriales; Botryosphaeriaceae. Gene Ontology annotation, molecular function: 1,3-beta-glucanosyltransferase activity; glucan endo-1,3-beta-D-glucosidase activity. Gene Ontology annotation, biological process: cell wall organization. Gene Ontology annotation, cellular component: fungal-type cell wall; extracellular region; cell surface. Bases 1 to 1914 code for a protein of 637 amino acids. The transcript is spliced from 2 exons. The record is from RefSeq and is a predicted model, not a curated record.